ACAACGACAGCUCUACCUCUGCCACUUACUUCCACCAAAUUUCUCCGCUCACAAACUAAUACCACCUUCGACCAGUGUCUGCUAUCCAUCAUGGCUGCUACCACUACCAAGACUGCGACACCGAAGGCAGCCAGCACCGCGGGUGUCAAGAAGGGUGCUCCUAAGGGCGGUCGCAUCGCUAAGAAGGGCAACGCAAGGAAUGCCAUGAUCAGGAUGCAAGCAUACUUCAAGGCCCACCGCGAUGAGUACAAGGAUCUCUCUUUAAAAGAGCAACAGCAAGAGCUUGGCAAGAAGUGGAAGGCUUCACCAGAGAACCCUAAGAACAACGCCUAACCUUACAUGGAGCUGUUCAACAGCUUUCACUUUCCUCUGUCUACUGUGAGAAUACAGUCGAAUAGGGACUACCCUUUACUUUCAUCAGUCAUAUUCUCUUUCCUGGUCUUAUCAUGGAUUGAUGUA
Alternaria rosae is the source of this 459-nucleotide messenger RNA. RefSeq lists its product as uncharacterized. Bases 91 to 333 code for a protein of 80 amino acids. The transcript has 3 exons. The record is from RefSeq and is a predicted model, not a curated record. NCBI's taxonomy places the organism in Eukaryota, Fungi, Ascomycota, Dothideomycetes, Pleosporales, Pleosporaceae.